Messenger RNA from Protopterus annectens (West African lungfish), 1934 nucleotides. RefSeq names its product apelin receptor (gene APLNR). Gene Ontology annotation, biological process: G protein-coupled receptor signaling pathway; immune response. Lineage: Eukaryota; Metazoa; Chordata; Ceratodontiformes; Protopteridae. Bases 278 to 1429 code for a protein of 383 amino acids. Gene Ontology annotation, molecular function: G protein-coupled receptor activity. The transcript has a single exon. The record is from RefSeq and is a predicted model, not a curated record. Gene Ontology annotation, cellular component: membrane.
UGAAAGGAGGACUGCAUAUUCACAGUAAAUGAUGGAGAGAGAAGGUUGGCAAAUGAGAGCUUUUCCACAGAUCAUUUAAAAGAUUUUGUUGAUGAAUGGAAAACUGCCUACCUCAGAAUAACUAAACUUUUGCUGGAGAAGGACAAGUAUAACAAAUUAAACAAAAAAAGAAACAGAGAGGAUAAAAAAGAUUAAUGCAUUCAGCCCGUACUGAAAAUAAAGAGCAGAAGUUAAAGUGGAACCUGCGGUAAGGCUGUAAAGAAGAGGCAGAGAAUAAAUGUCUUCUACAGGACAAAUCAGAGAGGUCAUUAGCAGCACAGAAAGCAUGACAGACAAAUAUCCUGUGUCAAACUUAACGGACAUUGACAUGGACAUGGAAUAUGAAGAAGACAAUGGAACAGACUGCAUUCUUCAGGAAUGGCAAGUUACAUACACACUCAUUCCCAUCAUCUAUUUUAUGGUCUUCUUCCUGGGACUCUCUGGGAAUGGGCUCGUUAUCUGGAUCAACCUGCAUAACAAGGAGAAGAGGAGGUCUGCAGACAACUUCAUUGUCAACCUGGCUGUAGCUGAUCUCACCUUUGUGCUGACUUUACCACUGUGGGCUGUUUACACAGGCUUAGACUACCACUGGCCCUUUGGAAGCUUCACAUGCAGAGUGAGUUCAUACAUAGUGUUUGUCAACAUGUAUGCCAGUGUUUUCUGCUUGACAGGCCUGAGUUUUGACCGCUUUCUUGCUAUUGUCUACUCUCUGAACAGUGGACGACUACGAUCUAAGGCUAGUGGCCUCCCAGGGACUAUCUUCAUUUGGGGACUAGCCAGUCUGCUGGCUCUCCCUGCUAUCAUUUUCCGCAACACCAUCUACUCUACAGAGGUCAAUGGAACAAUUCUCUGUGACAUGGAUUUCUCAUCUGUUGCAGACAACCAUAGAGUCAUUAGCUGGCGAGCUGGGCUUAGCCUAUCGUCUACCAUUUUUGGCUUCAUCAUCCCUUUUGUUGUUAUGGUAACUUGCUACUAUUCAAUAGCCCACACCAUCUCAAGACACUUCCAGGACCAGAAGCAAGAAGGUCAAAGGAAAAGAAGGCUUCUCAGCAUCAUUAUCACUCUGGUCAUGGUCUUUGGCAUCUGUUGGCUUCCAUAUCAUCUCAGCAAAACCAUUAACAUACUACUGGAUCUAGAAGUAAUCACAGUCUCCUGUGAAACUGAAAAUUUCCUAUUUAAAAUCCAUCACUAUGUUACUAGCAUAGCCUAUAUUAACAGCUGUCUGAAUCCUUUCUUGUAUGCCUUUUUUGACCCACGAUUCAGAGCUGAAUGCUUAUUACUUCUUACAUGUGGAGACUUGCAGAGUCUGCAAGAUAAAUUUGCAAACUUAUCUUCUAGCCAUAGCCUCAAUGGGAAGUGUGAGCAGCAAACCUUGCCAUCUAGACUGUAAAUACUGGGAAAACAUUUUAUGGCAUGAAUUGUAGUGCCCAAAGUAUGUAUCUUUUUUCCAUUUGUUACUUCUUACUUGCUUGCUGGCUAUUGUUCUUCUGUUUCUUUCAAUGACAGCCGCAAUGCAUUGCACAGUGUAAGUAAAAACUCAAGUCUGCUUGUCAAAAACAAUUAUUAUACACCUGUGGAGCACAACUAGACCCUUUACAUUUCUGUACUCCUUUUUUAAGACAGACAUUUGUUUACCCUGAAAUGGCAAGGCAAAACUCCAGAGUAAAGACUAGAUACUACUGGGACAGUCACAAACCUUGCUACUUGGCAUAUGUUAAAUUUGUCAUCCAGGUUUGCAAAAAGUCUUUACUUAACAUCAAAAAGUCUUUCUUAACAUUACUGACACUCAUAUAUUAAUUAGUAUUUAACUUACGGAACUGUUUUGUUAGUAUCCGUUGAAGGCAUUUUGUUUCUUUUGGCAGUGUUACAAGAAAUUCAUAACCUCGUCAGACUGA